AUGUUCCGAUUCCACAAGACCCUCGACAUUGUCACCCUCUUCCACAAGGCCAACUCCCCGGCCUCCACCCGGAUCGUCAACCUCCUCAAGACGGCCUCGGCCAACGCCAGCCAAGCCGCCAACGAGGCGACGAACUCGACUCCCGCCAAGGCCCGUGAGCCAUUCGAGCUCAACAUCACCGAGGAGCCGCCGACUGAGGACCAGGUGAAGACUAUCCUGGAAUACAUUGGCCCUGCGGAAAUUCCUCAUGUCGUUAAGGGCGCGAAUAAUGUUACGGAGGCGUUGAAGAGGUUUAAGCAGGAUAGGAACAGCUUCCAGAGGCCGUUGGUUGUUGAUUGGAAUAAUGGAAAGGCUGUUGUGGGAGAGAAUGAGUCCGAGAUUCUCAAGAUGCUCGAGUCGGUCAAGAGGUGA
Molecule: messenger RNA, 411 nt
Organism: Scedosporium apiospermum
Lineage: Eukaryota; Fungi; Ascomycota; Sordariomycetes; Microascales; Microascaceae
Exons: 3
Coding region: 1-411 (136 amino acids)
Cellular component (GO): mitochondrion
Molecular function (GO): oxidoreductase activity
Source: RefSeq, a predicted model, not a curated record